Molecule: messenger RNA, 6841 nt
Organism: Dendroctonus ponderosae (mountain pine beetle)
Lineage: Eukaryota; Metazoa; Arthropoda; Insecta; Coleoptera; Curculionidae
Product: myosin-VIIa
Exons: 31
Coding region: 179-6538 (2119 amino acids)
Cellular component (GO): myosin complex; cytoskeleton
Molecular function (GO): ATP binding; protein binding; cytoskeletal motor activity
Source: RefSeq, a predicted model, not a curated record
CAUUGAUAAUCAUAUCGGUAACUUUUCGGUUAAUUCCUUUUAGCUACACGGUUAUUGUUAAUAUAGACAUGACUCGAGGUUGUAAAUGUACGUCAUCUUUGGAUUAAUAAGCCGAGCACGGUUGUGUAUCGAAAAUCAGUGCGCGGUUAGGGAUUAAUCCCGAUUUUUAUUCAGCAAAAUGGCCACAACUGGCCUGGUCGUUGGAGACUACGUCUGGGCAAGUCAAGUGAGCAAUGGUGAGUUCGACAUCCCAGUAGGAGGAAAAAUAGUUGCGAUCGAGUCGAGCCGAGUGAAAAUUGUGGACGAUGAUGAAAAACAAGUGUACGUGUCCAAACAGCAGGUGCUCAAGCUGAUGCACAUCAGCUCAGAAAUGGGUGUGGAUGACAUGAUCAAUCUGGGAGAUUUACAGGAGUAUGCCAUCUUGAGGAACUUGCACAAACGAUAUAAGGAAAAGAAGAUAUAUACUUAUACGGGUACCAUGUUGGUGGCGGUAAAUCCUUACGAAUUUUUGCCGAUUUACACCAACAGCUUGAUCAACGAAUACAAAGACAAGACAUUUGAUGAGCUGCCGCCUCAUAUUUUUGCUGUGGGAGACAACAGCUACAAUGACAUGAAAAAAACCAGGAAAAACCAAUGCAUUGUCAUCAGUGGAGAAUCGGGGGCGGGUAAAACCGAGAGCACCAAACUGAUCUUGCAAUAUUUGGCUUCGACCAGUGGGCAGCACUCUUGGAUCGAGCAGCAAAUUUUGGAGGCCAACCCCAUUUUGGAGGCUUUCGGAAAUGCCAAAACCGUCCGGAACGACAACUCGUCCAGAUUUGGCAAAUACAUUAACAUCGACUUCAACACUCAAGGUGCGAUUGAGGGCGCCAAAAUAGCGCAGUAUCUUCUCGAGAAAAGUCGCAUUGUUUCGCAGAAUGAGGGCGAAAGGAACUACCACAUAUUCUACAGUAUGCUAGCUGGUUUGCCCAAAGAGGACAAGAAGAGGUUGGGUUUGAGCGACCCUGAAGCUUAUGAGUAUUUGAUUGGUGGCAAAACUUUGAGCUGCGAUGGGCGCGAUGAAGCAAAGGAAUUUUCCGAAAUUUCGGGCGCUUUGAAGGUGCUGAACUUCAGCGACAAGGAAUCCAACGAAAUUUUCAUUUUGCUGGCUGCGAUUCUGCAUUUGGGAAACUUGAGGUUCAAGUCUGGCUCCUCAUCGCACUCGGAAAGUUCCGACGUUGCCGAUCAAAACCUGAACGAAAGAAUCUCCUCAUUGCUCGCUGUGAGCAAAGUGGAGUUGGCCGAAGCCUUAACAAAACGCACUAUUUAUGCACACGGAGACACUGUGGUGGCCACAUUGUCCAAACAACACGCUGCAGAGUCAAGAAACGCCUUUUCCAAAGGAAUUUAUGGCAAGAUGUUCAUAAUGAUCGUGAACAAAAUCAACGAGGCAAUUUAUCGGCCGAAAAUCCCCCAUAAAAAGUGCAUUGGCGUGCUGGAUAUUUUCGGUUUCGAAAACUUCAAAGUGAACAGCUUCGAGCAGUUGUGCAUCAACUACGCCAAUGAGAAUUUGCAACAGUUUUUCGUGCAGCACAUUUUUAAACUCGAACAGGACUAUUACACAAACGAAGGAAUCAACUGGUCGAAAAUCGAAUUCAUUGAUAAUCAACAGGCUUUGGAUAUGAUCGGGUUAAAGCCCAUGAACGUUCUGUCGCUCAUCGAUGAGGAAACGAAGUUUCCCAAAGGAACUGACUUUUCAAUGCUGACGAAACUGCACGGCCAACAUGGAGGGAAUAGAUAUUAUUUGAAACCCAAAUCGGAUAUGACGCCGUCGUUUGGCAUACAGCAUUUUGCCGGUUCGGUGUUUUACGAUGUACCUGGCUUCCUGGACAAGAAUCGAGAUUCCUUUAGUCAGGACUUGAAAAAUCUGAUCGCGAAGACUAGAAACGACAUGCUCAGGAACAUUUUCCAGGACGAAUUGGGCCAGGAGGCCAACGGCAAGAAAAUGGUGACUUUGUCUUCUCAGUUCAAAACGUCUUUGGAGCUGUUAAUGAACACGUUGGGUUCAUGCCAUCCGUUCUUUGUCAGAUGCAUCAAGCCCAACGAGCUGAAGAAACCCCAAAUUUUCGACCGAGCUUUGUGCUGCAGACAAUUGCGGUACUCGGGAAUGAUGGAAACGGCUAAGAUCAGACAGGCUGGUUACCCCAUUAGGUAUACCUAUGAGGAAUUUGUGGAUCGGUUCAGAUAUUUAGGGAAGGCAAUAUCACCAUCCAGCAAGGGCGAUUGCAAGGAAUCAACCAAGAAAAUAUGCGCGCAGAUUUUCCAAAAUGGUGAAGAUUUCCAGUUGGGACACACGAAGAUUUUUUUGAAACAUAUUGAUAGUGAGAAGCUGGAAGAGUUGAGGUCGCAGCUACUAGCCAGGUAUAUCUUGGUUCUGCAAAAAGCAAUCAAGGGAUGGAUUCAACGAAGGAGGUUCCUCAGACUCCGGGCCGCGGCCAUCGUUUUCCAGAAGCAUUUCCGAGCUCGCGGUUUCCGAAGCAGAUACUUGAAGCUCCGAAAUGGAUACCAGAGAUUGCAGUCAAAACUCCGAUCUCGGCUACUCUGUGUCGAAUACCAGACGAAUCGGAAAAAUAUCAUUUCCCUUCAAGCGAGAGCUCGAGGUUACUUAUCGCGUACAAAAGGCCCACUCGGUCGCAUCUAUGGAAUAGUGCGCCAGAAAAAAAUUGACGAAGCAGAAUUCAGAAGACUGAAGAAGAAAAACGCGCUAGAAGAGGCGGAAGAGUUGAAACGGAAACGUCUGGCUGAUGCGGCCAUUGAGAACAACGAGCGCCAACUAGAAUACGAAGACGUAGAACCCGGAAAUGAUAAUGCUGCAGCUACCAUAGAUAAAAACUUUGCCUUCUUAGACUCAACGCAAAUAUCGUCCUUUGAGGAUCCCAUUUUAUUAGAAAAACAGCAGUCAACUCACAAAUCUGGAUUUGCUAUGGAUCCGCCUGCAGACAUUGUGGAUAUUUCCGAAUACACUUUCCGCAAAUACGCAGCCACUUAUUUCGCUCAUGGCACGGGGCCGCAACAUUCGCGGAAGCCACCUAAAACUGCUUUACACGAACUGCCCACUCCUGAUGACGUUCUGGCCGCCCAAGCUUUAUGGGCGGCUGUUUCCAGGUUUAUGGGCGACAUGCCUGAGCCCAAAAUUAGUAAAGAAAACGAAGGACCGAUUAUUCCAGUGAUGGCUGAGCUGAAUCAAACGAUCAGCCGAGGAUUCACCAAUCGAAGAGAAUAUCAGCAAAUAGUGAAAGAGGAACAGCGGCAAAUGAACUCGAUUAAGAAGUCCGAUAGGCAGAAGCUGAUCAACAUGACGCUGAAGAGGAAAAAUAAACUGUUGGAGGAUGUUAAGAGGGGUCUAGUGGAGGACACUUUUGCGCUGCAAAGCUACAGCGAUUGGGUGAAUUGUAGGCGUACGAAUAAUUUGGAGAAAUUGCACUUUGUUAUCGGUCAUGGUAUUCUCAGGCCUGAGUUAAGGGAUGAGAUUUUAUGCAUCAUUUGCAAGCAACUCACAAACAACUACAGCCGAUCUUCAUAUGCCCGCGGUUGGAUUCUGCUUUCUCUGUGUGUAGGCUGUUUCCUACCGUCUGAUCGCUUCUUGCCCUACUUGAGGGCGUUUAUUCAGGCGGGUCCACCAGGGUAUGCGCCCUUCACCGAGGGCCGGUUGAAGAGAACCAUGAAGAACGGCAAUCGCACCCAACCGCCCACCUAUCUGGAACUCAUAGCCAACAAGAAUAAGAAGCCGGUGCCUCUUCAUAUCAGUCUGCUGGAUGACUCGGUGUUGGAUAUUGAAAUCGAUUCUGCCACCACAGCCGAGGAAGUGAUCACAGCCAUUUCCAAAGUUCUCAAUCUGAAGGAUACGUUUGGGUUCUCACUGUUCAUCAGCUUGUAUGACAAAGUGAUGUCUUUGGGCAGUGAGAGCGAUCAUGUGCUCGACGCAAUCUCGCAAUGUGAACAAUACUCCAAAGAGUUGGGACACGAUGAGAAGAACAGUCCUUGGAGGAUGUUCCUUCGCAAGGAAAUGUUCGCCCCCUGGCACGAUCCAGCUGAAGAUCCAGUGGCGACAGAUUUGAUUUAUCAGCAGAUAUUCAAAGGUUUGAAGACUGGCGAGUACCGAUCGCCUCAUGACGGAGACGUGGCCACUUUGAUAGCAACGCGCUUCUACAUUGAAGAAGGCGCCCCAUUGAACCCCAAGGUUUUGCAAAGCAGAAUCGGCGAAUUUCUGCCACUGGCUAUUGUAAAGCACGCGCACGGAAAUCUGGAUGACUGGCUGUCGAAAAUAACCGACGCCUUCCAGAUGCUGCUUUGCGUUAAAAAGAAAAUGUUGCCCGCCAAAGCCAAAGAGUUUAUAGUCAUUUAUGGCAAAUCUACAUGGCCGAUAUUGUUCUCCAAGUUCUACGAAGCUCUUCAGAUCUCCGGCCCGGAAUUGCCGAAGAAAAACGUUAUAAUUGCAAUCAAUUGGACCGGCAUUUACAUGAUCGAUGACCAGGAGCAGAUUCUGGCAGAAUUCACUUUUGCCGAUAUAUUCUUUAUUACUUUUGAGCAGUCCAAUAAUAUGCAUAAAGUCCUGUUUACCACCGUGGCCAAAGAAGAGUACGUGUUUCACACCCCAGACGCGAAAGACUUGUGCUCUCUAAUACAGUUCAUUAUAGAUGGAUUGAGGAAGCGAUCAGUUUACUGCGUGGCAACUCAAGAUUACAAGACCUAUCAAUUCCAGCCUGAAGUCGGGGAGUCAUUCCUCUCGUUCAAGAAAGGCGAUUUGAUAACCCUGAAGAACAAUUCCACUGGUAAAACGCUUUUAACGGCCACUUGGGGCUAUGGCGAGUGUAACGGGAAAUCUGGCGAUUUCCACACUGAAAUGGUCUACAUAUUGCCCACGUUAGCGCCGCCUCCUCAAGACAUUCUGGUCUCAUUCAAAAAAGACAUUGUUGUUAGCGAAACCUCCCAAGUGGCUCCCACCAUGUCCACCAUACAACGCAUGAAGUUGUACACGUUGUCCCAUUACGGGGAGGAGCACUUCAGGAGCGCCCGCAGAAUCACCCCCGUUGGAAGGCCUUCAGUGUUCACAGCCGCGCGAAGAAACUCGAAAGAAGAACUGUGGAAAUACACCAACGAACCGAUCUAUCAACCCAUGCUUCAGAAGGUGUCUGACCAUGAAGAGGCCAGCAAAGAAGCAUGCAACAUCUUCACAUCCAUUUUGAGGUACAUGGGAGACCUACCAGCACCGAAAGCCAAAUACUCCAAUGAAUACACCGAUCAAAUCUUCGCCUCCCCGUUGAAGAUCGAAAUGCUGAAAGACGAACUUUACUGCCAGAUUAUGAGGCAGCUGACUUUCAAUAGAAUGUCACUGAGUGAGGAAAAGGGUUGGGAAUUAAUGUACCUCCUCACUGGGCUGUUUGUGCCGAGCAUCAGUUUACUGGAAGAGACCAGGAAAUUCCUCAAGUCCCGAGUUCAUCCCUUCAUCGAGCCUUGUUUGCAAAGGUUACAGAAAACUCAAAAAGUGGGGCCGAGGAAGUUCCCACCUUACUCCAUAGAGGUGGAAGCAAUCCAGGCCAGAAGCAUGGAAAUCUAUCACAAAAUCUAUUUCCCAGACGAUUCGGAUGAGGCUUUCGAAGUGGAUGCGAUGACACGCGCUUCCGAACUCUGCAAGAACAUUUCAGUGAGGUUGGAUUUGGAGGCGGCUGAUGGCUUCAGCUUGUUCGUGGCGAUUUCCGACAAAGUUUUCUCCAUACCUGAGGAUUAUUUCUUCUACGACUUUUUGAGCGAGCUGAUGAACUGGAUGAGGUCCAGCAAACCAAGCUGGGGAAGUGCAGCGCCAGUACAGGCACAGUACCAAGUCUUCUUCAUGAAAAAACUGUGGGUGAACACAGUUCCGGGGAAAUGUCCGAACGCCGACCAGAUUUUCCACUAUCACCAAGAGGUGCCGAAAUACCUCAAAGGGUACCACAAAUGCUCCAAACAGGACGCCGUCAAGCUCGCCAGUUUCAUUCUGAGGGCUCGAUUCGACAGCAAUGAUAAUCAAGUCCAAUCAGUGAUACAAAACAACUACAAAGAGUUCAUUCCGCAAGAUCUCCAAAAGGCGGCCAGUUCUUCGGAAUGGAAAAAAGCCAUUACCUCCGAGUACUUAAAACUGGGAAACAUCAGCAUCGAGCAAGCGAAAGAAGGGUUCCUAAAGGCGAUCUACAAUUGGCCCACUUUCGGUUCCACCUUCUUCGAGGUGAAGCAGACUACCGAACCGUCGUAUCCUGAAAUAGUAAUCAUUGCAAUCAAUAAAAGGGGAGUGAACAUCAUUCACCCGCAAACCAAAGAUAUAUUGGCGAUUCACGAUUAUGCGGAAUUGGCAAAUUGGGGCUCAGGAAACACCUACUUCCAGCUUACCAUAGGAAACAUCAUGAGGAAGACUAAGGUGUUAUGUGAAACAUCGCAAGGCUACAAAAUGGACGACUUGAUCACCUCGUACAUUCGAUUCUUCAAAGGAAGUGGCAAGAAGGAAAAGGAGCAGGUGUCGUUAUUUUGAGCCGUGGAAGCAAAGAACUUACCCCUCGAGAGUCCCUAAACAAUAUGGCCGCAUGAUGAGGAUCCACAAAGGCGUCCGAAGCUCUGUGUAUAUUCGUAGGAAUAAUGGCACCUAAAGAUUGACGUCUUCUGUCUCCAUCCAGCACUUUCUGCUUAAUUUGGGCUCCUGAAAAAAUGGCUCAAUUAGCACUGACAAAUAUGGCCAAUAAAUUCCACAAAACGUUGUUUGGAUCCCACAAUUCAAACUUGUUAAUUAGUUUUUUAUUUAAUAAACUAUCAAAUAAAUGGAUUAUCCAUUAAUAUA